GAAAACGUUUUCUUGCUUUUCAACAGCCCUUCUCGCAGGAAGUGUGAAUGCCCUAACAUCUAGCACGGUUGCAUUGCCGUAAAAUUCCACUGCAGACGUCGGAUUGAACAUACAUUGGGUUUCACUGGUUCGCUGCACGGAUAGCGCUGCUGUAAUCAGUCUGGUAUUUUAUAGGCUUCCUUUACUGGGCCUUAGUUUUAAUUGUCUAUCUGGACUCUUGAAGAGGACGUUGUUCCAACAGACUCUCGGCUAGAGUUAGACGAUAACAGAUAACACGAUUCUUGGUGAAUAGGGCUUUAAACGUUUUUACUAAUAGAUCAGGUCAAAUCUAGGUGAGAUUAGCCUACAUCACAUUUAUUUCUCACCACUAAAGUUUUGAUAUUGAAAAGGACGUCUGAUCGCUCUGGUCGAGCUGUUUUUGUUUUAUCUGAACGCUGUAACAAAGAAAGUAACUGUAGUGGAGGCUAGCUACAGAUUUACUGUCAUGUUUUUAUUUGAAGAAAGAAUAGCUUCCACGAUGGAUCGGGACAGAGCUAGUCCGUCCCCCUCCACCCUGCCGGAGUCCCUGGGUCACAACUCUCCUGGUAGCUCCUUACUGCUGGGUCUGAAGAGGGUUUCUGUGAGGCUGGUCGACUGCAGGAAAACAGCAGGGCAGAGUGGAACUGUGAGAGAAGGACAUGAGGAGGGUGAUUUGAUUUCAUCAAGUGACACCCCUAACCGUCGUUCUCUCAGUGGGAGGAGCUUAUCAUCUGGGGAGCCUCAACAACAUGUUACUGACGUGACAGAGAAGAGUCUCUCCAGAUCAGAACACCUCAAGAAACACCAGCAGAGAUGUAGAGGGAAGAAACCUCACCACUACUGCUUUGACUGUGGAAAGAGUUUCACUAGCAGGAGUGGCUUCAUUAUGCACCAGCGGAUUCACACCCGAGAGAAACCGUACUGCUGCUCUCAGUGUGGGAAGAGUUUCACCUGUGCAGGAGGUCUUAAAGUACACCAAAGAAUCCAUACUGGAGAGAAGCCUUACAGCUGCCCAGAAUGUGGGAAGUGUUUUACUGCUUCUAACGCCUUCAAAUAUCAUCUGCGAAUUCAUACAGGGGAGCGGCCUUACCCCUGCCUUGAUUGUGGAAAGAGCUUCAACCAGUCAUGCAACCUGACGACACACAAGCUAACACACACUGGAGUGAAGCCUUAUAGCUGUGAUCAGUGUGGGAAGAGCUUCAAUCAGGCAGUCCACCUGACGACACACAAGCUAACACACACUGGAGUGAAGCCUUACAGCUGUGAUCAGUGUGGAAAGCGCUUUGCUGUAGCUUCCACCCUGAAUAGACACCAGGGGACUCUCCUAACCGUCGCGCUCUCAGUGGGAGGGGCUUAUCACCUGGUGCGCUUCAACCACAUCAUGUUGCUGACGAGACAGAAAAGAGUCUCUCCAGAUCAGAACACCUCAAGAAACACCAGCAGAGACGUACAGGGAAGAAACCUCACCACUGCUGCUCUGACUGUGGGAAGAGUUAUGCUGUAGUUUCCAUCCUGAAUAGACACCAUUGAACACACACUGGAGAGACACCUUGGAUAUAUGUGGGAAGAGCUUUGUUAAUUUAGGACCAAUGAGACAACACCAAAAAGCACAAACAUGGCUUAUUUCAUCUCCCAUCUAUCCAACACCAGGGGCAUGUUGCACAAAAGUAGAAUUAAGACAUCCGGGAUAAAUGACUCAGCUGAGCUCAAUGAAGCCAAAACAUGUGCGUCCAGGCUUAAUUGGUUGCACAAAGACCAAGCCAGGAUGAGCAGACACGGAUUCAUUAAGCCAGGUGAAACCAAUCCUGGAUAGGUGCGCGCUCACGGCUCACUCAAAUAGACCCCGCCACAGAUCACAGAUUAACUGAUUUACCAUGGCAACUAGAGCCGCGUAUUUUUCCCCGUCGGAAGCACAAAUCCUCAUGGAGGCAUACGAGGAGGUAAAAGAUAUAAUUAAGAAGAAAGGCAACAACGCCACAGUGAUAAAGCAAAGAGAAAAAGCGUGGCAAAGUAUUGCAGACCGCCUGAAUGC
Molecule: messenger RNA, 2050 nt
Organism: Oncorhynchus kisutch (coho salmon)
Lineage: Eukaryota; Metazoa; Chordata; Actinopteri; Salmoniformes; Salmonidae
Product: zinc finger protein 2 homolog
Exons: 4
Coding region: 485-1522 (345 amino acids)
Biological process (GO): regulation of transcription by RNA polymerase II
Cellular component (GO): nucleus
Molecular function (GO): DNA-binding transcription activator activity, RNA polymerase II-specific; RNA polymerase II cis-regulatory region sequence-specific DNA binding
Source: RefSeq, a predicted model, not a curated record